UCUUCUUCAACUUCAGCCAGAAGCCGCUCGCUGAGGCGACAUUGAGUUGUUAAAUUUGAUAGUCUUGUUGUGCAUUCCGUUUUAGCAGCAGUGUCUUCGUGCUUGCUGUCGUGCUGUGUGGGAUGGGUAACGGUAACGGCUACGCGUUGUGAUGGAGGAAUUUUUCAUUUCGUUUCGGCGAUCAAGAUUCUUCUGAAGGAUAGUUUGACAGUCGUCAGUGCUUUCGGUUCUUUGUGUGAGAAUGAUUCACAGGAUGUGGCUAUGAUAAAAGAGUGUUGUAUACAAUCUUUGUGACCUGUCGUGACUAUAGUUCUUGGACGACUGGGCUUGCAAACCGUUUCCAAUACAAAAUCAUCAUAAGUAACAAUGUAAACAUGUGAUCUUCUGGAAUUGUGAUAAGAUUGCCGUUUUAUUUAUCAUAAUUUAAUUUUCUGUAGCUUUCUUGUGAACAUGACUAAAAUAUAUGGUGUGUUACUGACAAACCAGUAUCUGAAUUUACGCCUAUUGAGUGAACACACCGUUUUCGAACCAAUCCGGAUUUACCCGAACCAGUGACCUUCUCUUCUUUUGAUAAACCGGAUUUACCCGAUUCAGUGACCUGUUGAUCCGGUUAGAAUCCGGAUAAUGAGUAAACGAGUCCCAAUACCAAACGACUUGGCUGGAUCUUUCUUGUGGAGUUUUUUGCCCUCCCCUUCACCCUAUGGGGACACACUCUCUGAAGGAAGAAGAUCAUGAGAACUGGGAUGUGACCAAUCCUGGUGUUUGUUAGUCGCACGAAAGCGAAGUGAAAGAAGAAGAAGAAAGAAAGAAAGAACGAAAUCUUUUCCCCCCUCCAAAUCUCUGAAGAAAGACGGCGGUGGCAAAGACUUCCACCAUUGCACCGACAGUGGUGUAUACGGUACUGGUUCUGGGCCCGGCCCCAGACAAAAUGGCCGCCGGCUCCGAGGAGGAUGGGGAGGUGAGGACGGACGUGUACGAUGGACAGAAGGAGGAGAGGAGGCUGAGGGAGGAGGAGGCCGGGGGAGGCAAGAAGGAGGGGGAAGAGAAGGAGGACGUGGACAGUAACGCCAUGUGGAACACGCUGUAUAAGAUUGGAGGAGCGCUGGAGCCGCUCAUGCCGUCGGACCGGAACUCGAACGGGGUCUGUCCCAAGUCCGCCACGGAUUCCUGUCCCUCUGGCCACCAGCUGAAGCAGUGUAAGACAGGCCAGGGGUUCUUCUGUGAGCAAUGCUCGGACAAAACUUUCCAGCCCAACGAGAACUGGAUGGGAGACAAGUGCCGCCUCAG
This is a messenger RNA of Aplysia californica (California sea hare), 1287 nucleotides long. RefSeq lists its product as uncharacterized. Gene Ontology annotation, cellular component: external side of plasma membrane. Gene Ontology annotation, molecular function: cytokine binding; tumor necrosis factor receptor activity. NCBI's taxonomy places the organism in Eukaryota, Metazoa, Mollusca, Gastropoda, Aplysiida, Aplysiidae. Gene Ontology annotation, biological process: ossification; response to interleukin-1; multinuclear osteoclast differentiation. The record is from RefSeq and is a predicted model, not a curated record.